This is a messenger RNA of Phalaenopsis equestris, 445 nucleotides long. RefSeq names its product GATA transcription factor 1-like. Gene Ontology annotation, biological process: regulation of DNA-templated transcription. The record is from RefSeq and is a predicted model, not a curated record. Gene Ontology annotation, molecular function: zinc ion binding; sequence-specific DNA binding. Lineage: Eukaryota; Viridiplantae; Streptophyta; Magnoliopsida; Asparagales; Orchidaceae.
AAAGAAAAAGAAAAAGGAAGCAGAGAGAGAAUGGCCUGGUAAAGAAAAGCCUUUCUUCUUUAUCCGCUCUUGCCCCUGCUCUCUCUCUUCUUCUCGCCUUCUCCAUCAAAGCUCCACGGACCGAAAUGUUCAAACAAACGGCCGCGGCGGACUUCGCCGACGACCUCUAUCUGCUGGAUUCUUCCGAUGAAAAGAACUCGACGAACCCUAACCCUAACCCUAACCGCCGCCGGGCGGCGCAUUUUUUCCAUGAAAUCCUCAACUCCGACGACGAUGGACUUGACGGUUUGGCGGCGCCGGAAGGAAGCAACGAGGAGGAGGAAGAAGAAGAGCUCGAGUGGCUUGCGAAUAAGGACGCUUUCCCGACUCUGGAAACCUUCAUCGAUCUCUCGGCCCACUCAUUUAACGGCAGCUUCACCUUCUCCGGCGAUCGCCGGAGCCCUGU